Nematostella vectensis (starlet sea anemone) is the source of this 6610-nucleotide messenger RNA. RefSeq lists its product as uncharacterized. Gene Ontology annotation, cellular component: extracellular region. Gene Ontology annotation, molecular function: peptidase inhibitor activity. The transcript is spliced from 27 exons. The record is from RefSeq and is a predicted model, not a curated record. The coding region runs from base 169 to 5205 and encodes 1678 amino acids. Lineage: Eukaryota; Metazoa; Cnidaria; Anthozoa; Actiniaria; Edwardsiidae.
GGACGUGCCGUCUACAACAAUUCCCUUUAUGCUGUGUUAUCUGAGCACCUGAUCAGAACAUGUCAUACGGCGGUGCACAUCAGAUCUUGUCAGGUCAGAGGGAAUUCAAGGCGGGAGAAAGAACGCCUUGUACGACCACGAGGGAAAGCGAAGCACCUAAGGGCACUCAUGGCCUCAGCCACGGGCUCCUGUCGACACUACGUAUUACUGUGUGCGUUAUUAGGGCUGUCGUGGUUUUUCGUGAGUGCACAGGAACUUCAGCGCAAGGUUUGUCCAAGCGUCAAGGAUUACGUCCCUCGAAGACUUUGUGGCUCGCCUGCGCACCAGUGCAAAGAUGACGCCGGAUGUAAGGUUGGUCAGCGGUGUUGCCCUAAUGCUCAGGACUGCUCGUACACGUGCGUCAAGCCCAGGCCACCCCGUGGCUGCCCUAUCCCGAUUGACCUGGCACUCGUCCUAGACUCCUCGGGGAGUAUUGGACGAAGGAACUGGGUCAAAGUCAAGAGAUUCGCAAAAGAUGUGAUCGACUAUUAUGACGUAUCAGAAAAAGGAACUCAUAUUGGUAUCGUCAUGUACAGCACUGACGCGUCAGUGAAGAUGCAUUUUAACAAAUACUCCGGGGCUGAGAUGAAUAACGUGAAUAUCAAGAGAGAUAUCGACGAACUUAGGCUGGAAAGGGGUCUCACCUUCAUCGAUAAGGCCCUUAAGAUCUCCGCGGAAAAGCUAUUUACGGAGAAAAAUGGCAUGAGACUGAACAGGAAAAAGGUCGCUCUAGUACUUACGGAUGGUAUUCAAACAAAAGACAAAGGUCCUUUUACCCCAUUGCAAAAGGCCUCUCAGCCAAUGAAAGACAAGGGAGUCGAGGUAUACUCACUCGGUAUUGGGUCUGAUAUCGACGUGUCUGAAUUGAUCACCUUCGCGUCCGGAGAAAAGUACGUGUUCAACGCAAAGUCAUUCGACGAACUGCAGCUGCAAGUAGAAAAUAUCACGCAGGCGCAAUGUCAGGCUUGUGCUCAGCCAGUUGACGUCUACUUCGGCAUACCGACCGCGAAGGAGCUUGGGAAAGAAUUAGAAGACAUUAAGGAAUUCUUCGCACGACUUACAACCUUGUUUCAGAUUGGAAACCGAGGUGCCCACAUUGGAGUCUUGCGUUAUAGUGACACCGCUGACCUUGUUAUUAAGCUUGACAGCAGAUACAGCAGGCCUGGCGUCUCUGAAGCAGUGAGGGCUCUCAAACCCGAAGGAAUUGGAUUCAAUGUUCGGAAAGCGCUCGAGGUGGCAUCGGAUAACGCGUUCACCAUAUUUGGAGGUGUUCGGCAAACUGCACCAAAGACAUUCGUUUUGUUUAUUCCUGGUCCGCUAAAACAGGAUAUGAAAGAGAUUGACGCCGCAGCCCUCAAGUUAAAGAAUAUGGGGGUUCGUGUUCUGAUGCUUGGAAUCAAGGAUAAGAUUGACGCAUCGUUAGCAACGACGGCAUCCCAGCCUCCAUCACGGUACUUCAUCCAGACUCUCGACUACGAGGAGCUUGGAGUGGCUGCUUAUGAAGCUGCUGAUACGGUGUGCAAAGCUAGAUACGGCAAGUGCCAAGCCUUCCGACCACCCCCUCCCGCCGAGUGCCCACCAGACAAUGCCGACGAGUGUGCCAUAGAUCAAGACUGCCAAGACGCUAACACCGUGUGCUGUAAGGGAGGGUGCGGAAGAAUCUGUGAACAGAAAGUUAAUCACUGUCUCGUAACAAUGGACAUAGGAAUUGCAAUCGAUACUGCUUCGGACAUCUCCGACGAGGAUCUCACUGCAGUGAAAUCUUUUACCCAGAAUUUGAUCCACGCUCUGUCAGACUCCGAGAACGCGAUAAGGUUCAGUCUUAUGCAGUACGGGGACACGCCAAAGACAUUGGCCACUUUCCGCCACCUGUACGCCGAGAAAGAGCUAAGAGGGCUUGUCAAAGCCAUGAAGAAGAGCUCCGGUGCAGAGAGGCGAGUGGACUCGGCACUAGAGGCUAUGACGUCAGAGGUGUUCAGUCUUGAGGGCGGGGUGAGGCAAGGCCAUCCACGUUAUGCACUCUUCCUCACAGCCGGCAGCUCGUCACCAGGAUCCGCCGACCUGAAGACGGCGUCUGCGGGCUUGCAGAAGCUAGGGGUGAACGUGAUUGCAGUAGGGGUCAACAGCCAGGCGGGUGUCGGCUUUCUCGGGGAGCUAGCCACCGAUAGCAAGCUCGUCUUUCCACUCGCUUCAAGCACGGAGUUGGCUAACCUAUGGUCUAGGAUGUUUACACAAAUGUGCAACGCCAAGCCUGGCUCCUGCCCCGUCGUGACCGGAUCGUCGCCCAGCUGUGGCUCUGAUGUAAGUCUCGAUUAUAUACCUUGCGGAGGGAGUGAUAAGCAGAGCGACUGGACGUGCCCCGGUGAGCAGAAGUGCUGCCUGGACCAGACAGGGUGUCACCACAUCUGCCGACACCCACCCAACAAAUGCAAAGGAAAGUACGAUUUGGCUCUCCUUAUCGAAGCAUCGACAUUUGUCGGCAAAUCAGGUCUUGCAAAAAUUAAAUCCUUUGCUAAGGACCUCGUGGACGCAUUCACCAUCUCUCAUCCGGACACUAGGAUUGCCAUCAUCACCUACGGUGCCACGCCCACCGUCAACCUCAAGUUCAACACCCUACAGGGUCCCAUGCUGUCUACGGGGGCGGUUCAGACGGCGAUACAGGAGGUGUUGCCGAGAGAUGGAGGGGGCGUGGCGGCCACUACCGCGGCGUUGCGGUUAGCGCUAAACGAGGUGUUUACUGUGGCUGGAGGAUCACGGGAUAUUGCAAAUAAGUCCCUUGUCAUCAUCAGUCAAGGACAGCUCGACGACGCGGCCACAGCAGCAGGCAUUGCCGCCCAGUUAAGGCAGAAAUUUGUCGAUGUGUUUUCGGUCACCGUUGGUAACAACUCUGACGUCACUGGGCUCAGGGAGAUCGUGUCCAAACCCGUCGACAAGAACGUGUUUAUGACGUCAUCCUUCGGCGCUCUGGACCCUAAUUUGCGUGCUCUGACGAGAACAAUCUGUGAAGGCGCAGACAAAGUCAGACCAUGUGGCAAACCAAUCGAUGUGUUAUUUGGUAUCCCUGUGUCUAACCACCUCGGGCAAGAAAUCUGGAGCGCAAAGUCCACGUUCAACUCGAUCCUCGGGUUACUUCUCGUUAGCAAUAUCGGCGUCCAUGUGGGAGUGAUUCCAUACAGCGAGACUUCCGACCUUACUCUACACCUCGACUCUCAAUACAAACGCGACGACAUCAAGCAAUACAUCAGCGAUCUCCCGGCCAGUAAGAAGACGGGUCUGAACGUCGCAGGCGCUCUAAGGACAGCCGCUGACCAGGGCUUUACUCUGUUCGGGGGCGUGAGGCAGACUUCACCUAAAGUAUUAGUGUUGAUGAUUCCUGCACGGUUUGUCCAAAGCGAUGCUCAGGAGAUUUUGGCCGCCGCUACAAAGUUAAAGAGUCUAGGGGCCCGCAUUCUCGUGCUGGGAAUCAGCGGUCAAGUGGACGAGACACUUGCUAAGUCUAUUGCUUCUCAACCGACCUCUAGCUUCUUCGUAACUGCUGACACUUACAGUGGGCUCAUUUCUUUGGCUCCAAAGGUGGUGAACACGAUUUGUAGAGGUUCAAUCUACGGCAAAUGCCCGCCGCCACCACCCCUCCCCCCAGGGGGUACUUGCCCGUCGCAACCCUCCGUUAACUGUUCUAUCGACGAGAGCUGUCAAUCACAAGACAUUGCCUGUUGUUACGAUAGCUGUGGCUCCAGCAGAUGCGAGAGAGCGAUUAAAAAUUGCUUUGUUCCUGCGGAGAUCGUCUUCGCUCUUGAUGCAUCUGAAUCUAGCAGCACAACUGCCUUCGCAGACAUGAAGGGCUUCGUAAUGGACGUGGUCCGAUCAUCUUCGACGUCCGAAAACAACCAACAUUACGGCAUUCUUAAGUACUCGUCCAUUGCGUCACCGGAAACACGUGGGUUCCGAAACUUCCGCUCAGAAAGCGAGCUCAAGGAAAUCUUAGAUAAAAUGGACAAAACGAAUGAUCCAGUCAAACGUGUGGACCUGGCUUUAAGGACAGCAAAACGAGAGUUCUUUAGUCCAAAAGGUGGCAUGAGGUUUGGUCAUCCGAGAUACCUGAUCUUCCUGACUUCCAGCCCGAUAACCGCUGGGCACGAGGACGUCGGCUCAGCUUCAGCGGACCUAAAAGAGCUGGAUGUGAACAUCGUAGCGGUGGCGACCGAUAGCGGUGUUGAGCCCGCGUUCCUGCAAAGUUUGGCCACUGAGCCGCGGUUUGUGUUUAAAGCGGAUUCAUCUGCAGGACUUAAAGGGCUUGUGGGCGACGUGACUGGACAGCUCUGUCACGAGAAACCAGGAAAAUGCCCGCCAGUUCUGAAUGAUGACCCAGCUGCGUGCGCAUCGAUACCGAGCCCAUCCGCUGACCUGAUACCUUGCGGGCCCUCAGCCGGUAAAGUGGGGUUGAGUGAGAAGGCGACAGACUGGGACUGUCCGGGGGAGGCAAGGUGCUGUCGAGACCCGCAGAAUGGUUGUCAUAGCGUGUGCGUACCGCCGCCGCUAGAAUGUAAGAAACAUAAAGACAUUUUGUUUAUGGUGGAGACGACAGAGCAACUAGGAGAAGAAGGAUUCGAGAAAAUUAAAACAUUUACAAAGCAGAUCAUCGACGCUUUCGCUAUCUCGUCCACUGAGACGCAAGUCGCAUUCAUGACUUUCCACCAGAGAGCGAGAGUAAACGUUCGGUUUAACAGCCUAAAGGGAGACCUGUUAGACAAGAAAAACCUGUUUGAAAAGAUCGACAACAUAAAAUAUUCGCCUGGGCGAUUUUCGACCACGUAUCGUGCGCUGCAAUCUGCAAGGACAGCGGUAUUCACCAAGAGUUCAGGCUCAAGAGAAAAUACAAAUAAGACGGUAGUAAUCUUCAGUACAGGUCGGUUUGAGAAUCCCUUGGAAGCUUCCCAAGAGGCGUACGAGCUGCGCGGUGAGCAUGUGGAUGUGUUUGCUGUGCCAAUCGGGAAGAACCCGGAUGUAGGGACAAUCAGAGACGUCGUGUCGCUGCCGACAGAGAAAAACAUCUUCAUGAUGACGUCAGCAGCUGCUCUUAAGCCGCAGCUACGCGCACUCGUCUCCACUAUUUGCCGGGGCGCAUUAAAACAGUAUCAGCUGUUUGGGACUCGUUUUGUGAGCUAAUUACAAGAAUUAAGAAUUUUUAUCAUUUCGACUUGUAACCAGGGCGCAACUUUACUAACUAGCGCCUGUUUAGAAGGCUAAAGAUACCCCGGCUCUUUUAACCCAUUCUCAUAAAAGGUGACUACAGACGCGCGUCCAGAGAGGGGGUCCGAGGGGUGUGAACACUACCCUGCUUAUGUGACGAGAUGGGUCACAUGACUCGACUCCAGUUUACCCCUUCGUUGUAGUUAAGAAAACGGUUAAUUUUACGUUGUCUAUUUGGAUGGAAAAUGUUUCUAUAUCGAUCUAGUGACCAUACCAGAGUUAAGGAUGCCGAUUUUAACUUAAUUGGCAGAGGUCAGUGACCUGCUCUAGAUCCCAUCCUGCGUUUUUAUCUAGACACGCCCCUGGGUAAGUAAGAAAACUUGUACAUCUAACACCAAUCAUUUUAUUUGUAUUUCAGGAAUAUUUUGGCAUACUCAUACAAUGCAAAAUGAUGCGUUACAAUAGCGUCUGGGUGUUCUGCCGUUCCCCUUGUAAAUAGUUAUAUUAUAGGAAUUGUCAGAACCCAAGAGAAGCAAAUAAGCUGUGCAGUGCACAUGUAUAAUUUUUAAUGUCAUAUCUCAUAGCUCAUUCAGCAUAUAAGUUUUUUCAUUAUUUAAAACACUUAUGCUAUGACGUUUUGUAAAAACGGUGUGUGGACAAAACGACUUGCUUGUGGGAGAAACUUUACUUGUUGGCUAAACCACUCUACUUAUGGGCUAAACAACUCUACUUUUCGGCAAAACCACUCUACUUUUCGGCAAAACAACUCUACUUUUGGGCGAAACAACUCUACUUGUGGGCGAAACAACUCUACUUGUGGGCGAAACAACUCUACUUGUGGUCAAAACUACUCUAUACUUGUGGGCGAAACCACUCUAUUUUUCGGCGAAACGACUCUACUUGUGGGCGAAACAACUCUACUUGUGGGCGAAACUACUCUACUUGUGGUCAAAACUACUCUAUACUUGUGGGCGAAACCACUCUACUUUUCCGCGAAACGACUCUACUUGUGGGCGAAACAACUCUACUUGUGGGCGAAACAAGUCUACUUGUGGGCGAAACAUGUCUACUUGUGGGCGAAACUACUCUACUUGUGGACGAAACUACUCUACUUGUGGACUAAACUAUUCUACUAGUGGACGAAACUACUCUACUUUUCGGCGAAACCACUCUACUUGUGGAUGAAACUACUCUAACUGCGGCAUUUACUUUGUCCAUAUAAGUUAUAAUAUGCUCAUGCGAGUACUUGAAUGCGUAUCAUUUAGAAAGCAAAAUGCUCAGACAAAAAACUUUGUUUGGUGAUAUCUUUAUUUCUUAUUGCGAUUCCUAACAACUUGUCUACGGUUCUACAUAAUUAAACAAAUCCCAUUGUAAACAAUCA